Messenger RNA from Fusarium pseudograminearum CS3096, 1161 nucleotides. RefSeq lists its product as uncharacterized. The record is from RefSeq and is a predicted model, not a curated record. Bases 1 to 1161 code for a protein of 386 amino acids. NCBI's taxonomy places the organism in Eukaryota, Fungi, Ascomycota, Sordariomycetes, Hypocreales, Nectriaceae. The transcript is spliced from 2 exons.
AUGGCUCCCUUUGUCAUUGUCAGCCUCAUCCUCGGCUGUGCCCUUCUUGGAGGGUAUGCCAGUAUGUUCACGUCACAUUCACAUGGCUUCUUUGAUACAUUGCGUGUCUGCAACACUGGUGCAGAAGCGUGUAUUCUCAACAUGACAGAUUCAGUAUCAAGACCUAUCACAGGCAUUGAGAGUAUCGAUGCAGCAAUGAAUCUUCUACUCGAGUUUUUCUCUCAAGGUCUUCAAAAGAAUCCUGACAUCAAAGGAAUUGAUCUAGAAGCCUUGAUUGCCUUUGUGUACUUAGCUGCUCAAUUUGGUGGCGCUUGGUACAUCAUAGCCCUCGAGGGCUUGAGAUUUGGGAACAAAGGCACAAUCUUGAGUUGGACUGGAACAUUCGGCAUAGUGUUCCAAGCUGUCACCAUCACCAUCAUCGCACCGAUCUACCUCACCAUCCAACUCCUCCUCUCGCCCUCGACUCCCCAACAGGCAAACCUCCUCGCCGACCCGACCGAUCUCAGUUUCUUGCCCGUUGCUACACUUAUAUCAUACGUUGUGCCGAGCAUUGGCCUUUGUCUGCCGCUAGUCUUUGACAUCUCGCGGGAGGCAAAGUUCAUUGCUGUCGCGCUCUGGCAACCUUUUCCGUUGUACCAGUCUGCGCUUCAGUACAUCUCACGUCUGUUCAGCGGCAUCCAGGGAACCAAAUCCAAGAAGAACGCGUACAUUGACGUGAGGCGGUGCAGGAAAGCCCUCGACCGAGCAUACCUGUUUAUCACAGGGCUGACUAUGGGUGUCCAUCUCUUCGUGAUGGGAACCAUUUUCGCGUCCUACAUUGGCCAAGUUCAACCUGUAUCCGGACACCACAUCCUUGCUCUUACGUCAAUCACGAGCCCACCGACAUUGGCCCUCUUGGAGCCAUCUGUUUCAGUUUUGCAGUCGAGAGAGGUUGUGGUCUCGUUCUUGCGAUGGGACGUCUAUUGCACCUGUCUUUCCAUGAUAGUCUGGUCUGGCUACCAGCUCUCCGUCGCGCAAAAGGCUCCCAGUGUUAUGGUAACAGUUUUUAGGGUGAUAUUGUUGGUGCUGAUUGGUGGACCAAUCUUUCCAGCAUUGAUGUUUCUUUGGAAGAGGGAUGAUCUUGUGAUCAAGGUUUUGCCUGCGUCACGAAAGCAGAAGUGA